AUGGUAAAUAAAGACUCAGCAGGGCUACGCAAACGUAGGCUCAGCGAUGACGGCGACGGGGGCUCUUCUCGCUCCCCAACCCGGCGGCGUCUGACCUCUAGAACCGCAGAACCAUCAGUUUCCCCUCCCCCAUAUCCCAUUCUAGAUGACAACAGUUUACACAAUGGUGGAAAGUCAUUCUCUACGCCCGAAGGGGUUUCCAGUGUCGAUAUACCCCCGAUGUCAGAAACCCAAGUCCGCGAGUAUCACCGAAUGGGAAGUGCAUACCAAGCAUGGAUUGCCGACCCAACUCUCGGCGGAUGCCCAUGUGGGAAAUCAGAAGAGACCUUGUUCGACUUGUUCAAUGCCAGCGAUAAGAGGAAGCGAUUUACUUGUCCAGAGAACCAUUUCACCGACCCACCCCGACACAUUCAGGAGGAUUUGGAAGAAUUGGGACUCCCCAGGGCAGGUAAAAGGUAUCGCUUCACACGACUUGUGCACCACUGGUGGGACAAGGAUGGCUACAAAAAGGAAAACGAGUAUCAACAUUCCAUUACAAAGAGCGUUCUAAUUGGUGAAAGCAUUUACAGACACACGGGGCCUCAUUGGUCCGAUGUCGCCAUCGCUCAAUACAAAUUCGACUACUCCAUCGACACUCUUGGAUACCUUUAUUUCACUAACAUUCAGAAUGAGGAAACCCUGCCCUACGUGCAAGAAAUCCUCUAUCCGAGAUAUGACGUGAGUUGGCCCCGGGCUGAUCGAAUUGAGAGUCACGUAUGGGAGUGCGGGACCGAGGAGUAUCGGGAGAUCCUAGGUACAAAGCUGGGAAAGGCAGCGGCCUGCCUUGUGCUAGGUGCCUGGGAGAGAGGUACACAUCAUAUCGCUAGAGUUCACACUCUCGGCCGUAUGUACCAGAUACAUCUACGGUUUGACAUUGAGCCACUCCCAACGUCGCUCACUACUUGA
Messenger RNA from Penicillium digitatum Pd1, 945 nucleotides. Its product is annotated as Actin-binding FH2. Lineage: Eukaryota; Fungi; Ascomycota; Eurotiomycetes; Eurotiales; Aspergillaceae. The record is from RefSeq and is a predicted model, not a curated record.